GCCGCGUUCAGGACCCAGUGCCUGGAGAGGUACAGGACUGGGUGGCCGAGCACCAAGCCAGGUUAAUGGUGGCUUUUGAGGGAGCUCGGGCACGGUUGUCGCUGGCCGCUGACCGUCGUAAGGAGCGGCAUGACCAGAGAGUCCACCCUGUCCCUUUAAAGGUCGGUCAGCUGGUGUAUCUUCGAGAUCACAGCGCCCGGGGCCGGCACAAGAUCCAGGACCUUUGGAGCUCUGUGGUCUAUCAGGUGUUGAGGGCACCCCAAGAGAACGGGGCUGUUUAUACCAUUGCCCCCGUGGGAGACUUGGAGAAGGUUCGACAUGUCCAUCGUGACAUGUUAAAGGCACAGGUCAGCCUAGGGCCGCCUACACCUGGUCCACCGGUUCCACCCCCACCUGUACCCGCUGACUCAGAGCAGACCUCUCUGAGUGACGACGAGUUGUGGCUCCUUGUCCCUGAGGUACCCUCACACCCUGUCGCACCUGUGGUGUCACUUCCCGAUGCCUCUAGAGUUCCAUCGGUGGAGCUCAGGUCUACUCCCAGUGUGAUUGUAGCACCCUCGACCUCUGCUCCCCCAGGUUCUUCCUCAGGCUCUGUUGAACAGUCUGAGGUGAGUGGGCCACAUUUACGGAGAACAGCACGUUCAACAGCUGGUCAUCACUCAAAUGUUUAUCACUUGCCACGUCCUGUUGAAUCUGCGUCAGUUGCUAAUGCUCAGCUUGCCAUAUUCAGGCCAUGGUGUUAGGUUCCUUGAGUUAUUGUCGGGGCGCCAAUACAAAAAGGGGGGUAGAUGUAGCCAGAUGGGCUACUCGCCUUCCGUUUUGUUUGUUCUCUCAUUCUCUCUCUCUCUCUCGCUCGCUCUACCACCCUCGCUCUCUUUCCACUGCACUCGCUCCUUGUAUCAGGUGAUCGGGUUAAUUGGGAACCCACCUGCACAUUGAUUGCAGGGUGGCGCUAGCCUGUAUAAAGCUAAGCCGAUGUCUUGUUGAAUUAAUUCCUCCCGAGCUUCUGGUACGAUACAGCAGUAAAUGCUGGCGUACUGCGACGGACUGAUCAGCAAGAGCCGAUUAUAUGACAGCUACAGCAGUCUGUUUAAUUCUGCCAUUGCGGAGAGAGGUGUUCGUGGUAUCUCCACCAAUGAGAGUAUAGUGCCUCCGGUCCUGGGGUAAGCCGUUAGAACUACUUUUAUUAGCAUUCAUAGCUAUAAGAGUUUAAGGUUACAUUUAUCUGUUUCAGGGUU
Molecule: messenger RNA, 1238 nt
Organism: Haplochromis burtoni (Burton's mouthbrooder)
Lineage: Eukaryota; Metazoa; Chordata; Actinopteri; Cichliformes; Cichlidae
Exons: 2
Source: RefSeq, a predicted model, not a curated record